This is a messenger RNA of Dama dama (fallow deer), 5831 nucleotides long. It is a transcript of the gene PAPOLA, whose product is annotated as poly(A) polymerase alpha. Gene Ontology annotation, cellular component: nucleus. The transcript is spliced from 22 exons. NCBI's taxonomy places the organism in Eukaryota, Metazoa, Chordata, Mammalia, Artiodactyla, Cervidae. Gene Ontology annotation, molecular function: RNA binding; poly(A) RNA polymerase activity. The record is from RefSeq and is a predicted model, not a curated record. Bases 221 to 2452 code for a protein of 743 amino acids.
UUCUAGAACGUUGCUGUGGUAGCGCUCGGGCGCCAUGUUAGGACGAAGGGGAAGGAGGAGAAGCGCUUAAAGCGGCGGGAGCGGGUGCGGGAGUGGGGUAGGACCCAGGGCUAAGGCAGGCCCCCGCCCCCCUCCCUCCCGCCUCAGUGGAUCAUGCCCAGGGCGGCAGCGGCGGCGGUUGCGGGGGGGAAGUGACUGGGCGGUGCCGGCGCAGGAGACGAUGCCGUUUUCUGUUUGCAGUCCAGUUACAACACAGGGAUCACAGCAAACCCAGCCGCCACAGAAGCACUAUGGCAUUACUUCUCCCAUCAGCUUAGCAGCCCCCAAGGAGACUGACUGCCUACUCACACAGAAGCUGGUUGAGACUCUGAAGCCCUUUGGGGUUUUUGAAGAGGAAGAGGAACUGCAGCGCAGGAUUUUAAUUUUGGGAAAAUUAAAUAACCUGGUAAAAGAGUGGAUACGAGAAAUCAGUGAAAGCAAGAAUCUUCCACAAUCUGUAAUUGAAAAUGUUGGUGGGAAAAUUUUUACAUUUGGAUCUUAUAGAUUAGGAGUACAUACAAAAGGUGCUGAUAUUGAUGCAUUGUGUGUUGCACCAAGACAUGUUGAUCGAAGUGAUUUUUUCACCUCGUUCUAUGAUAAGUUGAAAUUACAGGAAGAAGUAAAAGAUUUAAGAGCUGUUGAAGAGGCAUUUGUACCAGUUAUCAAACUGUGUUUUGAUGGGAUAGAGAUUGAUAUUUUGUUUGCAAGAUUAGCACUGCAGACUAUUCCAGAAGACUUGGACUUAAGAGAUGACAGUCUGCUUAAAAAUUUAGAUAUAAGAUGUAUAAGAAGUCUUAACGGUUGCAGGGUAACCGAUGAAAUUUUACAUCUAGUACCAAACAUUGACAACUUCAGGUUAACCCUGAGAGCUAUCAAACUGUGGGCCAAACGCCACAACAUCUAUUCCAAUAUAUUAGGUUUCCUCGGUGGUGUUUCCUGGGCUAUGCUAGUAGCAAGAACUUGCCAGCUUUAUCCAAAUGCAAUAGCAUCAACUCUUGUACAUAAAUUUUUCUUGGUAUUUUCUAAAUGGGAAUGGCCAAAUCCAGUCCUAUUGAAACAGCCUGAAGAAUGCAAUCUUAAUUUGCCUGUAUGGGACCCAAGGGUAAACCCCAGUGAUAGGUACCAUCUUAUGCCUAUAAUUACACCAGCAUACCCACAACAGAACUCCACGUACAAUGUGUCCGUUUCAACACGGAUGGUCAUGGUUGAGGAGUUUAAACAAGGUCUUGCUAUCACAGAUGAAAUUUUGCUGAGUAAGGCAGAGUGGUCCAAACUUUUUGAAGCUCCAAACUUCUUUCAAAAGUACAAGCAUUAUAUUGUACUUCUAGCAAGUGCACCAACUGAAAAACAACGCCUAGAAUGGGUGGGCUUGGUGGAAUCAAAAAUCCGAAUCCUGGUUGGAAGUUUGGAGAAGAAUGAGUUUAUUACACUGGCUCAUGUGAAUCCCCAGUCAUUUCCAGCACCCAAAGAAAAUCCCGACAAGGAAGAAUUUCGCACGAUGUGGGUGAUUGGGUUAGUGUUUAAAAAAACAGAAAACUCUGAAAAUCUCAGUGUUGAUCUCACCUAUGAUAUUCAGUCUUUCACAGAUACAGUUUAUAGGCAAGCAAUAAACAGCAAGAUGUUUGAGGUGGACAUGAAAAUUGCUGCAAUGCAUGUAAAAAGGAAGCAACUCCAUCAGCUACUACCUAGUCAUGUGCUUCAGAAAAAGAAAAAGCAUUCAACAGAAGGCGUCAAGUUGACACCUCUGAAUGACAGCAGCCUCGACUUGUCUAUGGACAGUGAUAACAGCAUGUCUGUGCCUUCACCUACUAGUGCUAUGAAGACCAGUCCAUUGAACAGUUCUGGCAGCUCUCAGGGCAGAAACAGUCCUGCUCCAGCUGUAACAGCAGCAUCUGUGACCAACAUACAGGCUACUGAAGUUUCUGUGCCACAAGUAAAUUCCAGUGAAAGCUCAGGGGGUACAUCGAGUGAAAGCAUUCCUCAAACUGCCACACAACCAGCCAUUUCAUCACCACCAAAGCCUACGGUCUCCAGAGUUGUUUCCUCAACACGUCUGGUAAACCCACCACCGAGACCUUCAGGAAAUGCAGCAGCAAAGAUACCUAAUCCUAUAGUAGGAGUCAAGAGGACAUCCUCACCUCAUAAAGAAGAGAGCCCCAAGAAAACCAAAACAGAAGAGGAUGAAACAAGUGAAGAUGCUAACUGUCUUGCUUUGAGUGGACAUGAUAAAACAGAAACAAAGGAACAACUUGAUACAGAGACAAGUACAACUCAAUCAGAAACCAUUCAGACAGCGACUUCUCUGUUGGCCUCUCAGAAAACAUCCAGUACAGACCUUUCUGAUAUCCCUGCUCUCCCUGCAAACCCUAUUCCUGUUAUCAAGAAUUCAAUAAAACUGAGAUUGAAUCGGUAAAAACAACCUCAGGGGUCCAGAAACAAUGUCUGCCAACUCAACCUGUUGUCUUCAAAUGCUAAAAAAGGAAUGGAGGGUGCAAGACUAGACAUGACUGAAAGUGGAUUGAGGGUUUUUUGUGACCUCCCUUACUGGGCUAAUCAGCACUUGAUCGGAAGUCCAGGUUAGUAUGUGAAGCCAGGAGUACUAUUAUUAUUGUGUUAGCAACAGUUGCAUUAACUAUUUCAAAAAAUUACUGCCUUUAAAAAAAAAAAAAAAAAACCUCAAGCUAUAUUUGUAUUCAUAAUUGACAUCUGGACUGGGUUUAUGUUUGCUGCAUUGUUUGGAAAAUUUGCAAUACAAACUGGCAUAAGAAUUCUUUAUUCUGAUGAUGCACUUUUAUGUAUUUUUUUUAUUAUUAUUAGAAAGUAGAAAUAAUUUUAGAUUUUCAGCUUGAUGGAUUUUCAUUUUUUCCUGAAGAAUUUCCUUUACCAUUAGUCUUCAAAUCGGAUGCCGUUGCGCAGUGGUGUACUGUUAUGCUUCAGAGAAAGGAUAAGAGUACAUCUAGGUCAGUCCCUCUGAGGUAGCUGUAACCUUUAAAAUGAAAUGUCAACACUAGGGUAUAUAUUUGACAUUGAAAGCAUAAUUAGGAAAUACUUCGUUUUGAUGGGGUCAUGAUUAAGAAAUGAUACUGGUUUUUAUUUAUAGAAAUGUUUAGAGUGCAUACAAAUCAGCGAUCAGCCAGCAAAUAUUUUUCUUUGAGCUUGUUAAAGCUCCAUAUUCUUUUGCCUUCAAUCUGUUGUCUUUGAAACCAAGCUUUUUGCUCCCUCCCUCUUCUUCCCUCCCCCUACCCCUUUUGCUUGUAUGUGUAAGGUAGGACUUCUUUCAUAAAAAAAAACAAAAUGCCAGUAUUUUCUUAAGCCAUGAUGUGAAACCAGUGACUCUGUGGCUGUAUGGCACAGAACACUAAAUUUUGGUCCCAUGGCUGAAACUUUAGGGUGACUAAAAAUAAUGCCUGUGAAACAUGAUAUCUAUCUUGGAUGGCCGUUUGAUCUCUAAAUAUGAGGAAUUUUGUACACUCCACAGAACUCCUGUCUAUAGUAAAGUUGAUUUUCAAUAUUAAAUGUGGGCAAAAAGGCAUUUUCUCCAAGAAUUUUAAACUAAUUUUUAUUUUUAAAUGGUUGACCAAAACUUGUCAGUAAAUUUUACAUGUGGAAACAUUUAAAAAUCAUUUCUAGCAAGCACUUGACAUCUAGUCAGUUCUUUACUCCUUUUUCUGUUUUGUUUUAUCCUCUCAGUAAAUAAUUCCUCAUAAUUAAGCAGCAGAGCAUUCAUCUUUACAAAUAUAUGAGGGAAGCCAGAUGUUGAUAAACUUAUUCUUUCUUAAUCUGGACAAAGCAAACCUAACAUUUUUCUGGUGAGCAUGUUUUAUGAAUCCUCCAUUGUGCUCCAUUCUAUCACAUGUGCAUUUUUCAUGUUAAACUGCAAUUACUUAACCUCUUCCCCGUUCCCUCUAAAUUAAUUUUCCAAAGUUGGAGUGUAGUCUUUCCCCCCUUAGGCUAUGCAUUAAUUGCAGCUUUCUUUUCGCCAUACUUUGUAGUGUCUAGCACACAGUGUUCUCCUUCCCACACCUUGGCUCUGCACAGCCGCCUUGCCACCCCAGCGCCCGCGCGGACAAGACGGUCAGGCCAGCAGGUGAAGGCUGCAGGGCGGCUGUGUGCUUCGUGUAGCUGAGAGUUAGAUCGAAACCGCCAGGCACAGACUUAGUCUUGUCAUUUUGUUUACACAUUGGGGAAAAAGAAUUCAGUUUAUUAAACGUUUCAUGUACCUGCACCCAAGUUUUGCCAAGCUGGGAACUUGGACCUUUUCUGUGUAGUGACUUUUUAAUUCUAGUUUUCAUAACCUGGAGAUCAGACUGUUGCUUUCGCAUGAUGUACGUAGUGUCUCAUGACUGGAGUUUGCUUUGUUUUAUAGUAUCUGUACUCCUUGUAUUUUUCAAGAGCUAUUUUGUAAACAGAUGAUGUAUUUCUCCAUUGAAAACACAAUAAAAAAAAAAAAACAGCACAAUCCCACAGUUGGCUGAUUUCUUUUGACUGACUUUUUUUAUUUUUUCAGUGAUACCAUUAUUGCUACUCGUAAGUUAUAGUAUAGCUCUAAGUGAAGAUUUGCUGAAGAAUUUACUUUGGUUACUUUUAGGAAAGCUCUAUAUCUGAUUAAUUUAUGCCAUUAGUAGCAGCCUAAUAAUAAUUGAUAUCUCACAUAAUCAGGUAUUUUUCCUAUAAUUGGUCAUAUAGGGAGGAAAACAUGAAUAUAAUACUUGAUAAUUAAUUUUCAGCUGACCCAUCCUCCAAAAUACUUGCUCCGUUUGUAUAGACACUGUCUCUUUUCUUUGUAUUUAUUCCAUGUAGACAGCAGUGUACCUACCGCUGCUGUGCUUCCUUUCAAAGCUGGUUUUCAAAGCAGUUGGUGCUUUAUCUCUAAUGUCAGCAGGUGGCACUGUUGUUUUUCAGUGACUUUAGGAUCCUGCGUUUCUCAUUUUAUUAAAUGCAGAUCAGAUUCUACUUUUCUUAAACCUUUAAAUGGUCAACAAGGCAUACAUAACUUAUCGGUUAGGAAUGAACUUUCUGUGCAUGUGAUGGUCAGCUUUUGGGUAUGGUUAUCUUAGAUGCUUUGAGUGGAGGGAUUGACGUCCUUAUGUUAAAUUAUUUCAAGGGAUGUGCAGUUGUGCAUAUUUUCAUUCAUGAAACUCCAGAUUCUAAUAGCUUUACUGUAUGUAAAAAUAAUAUCUGAUUGCAGUGUGGAAUAACCUUUUAUUAAGGAACAUUUAACUUUUGGGACUGUUCAACAAGAGACUAUUCAACAAGGGACUAUUUAACAAGAGAAACUUGUUAAAAACUACCCUUGACUCCGUUGCUAACACCUACAGAAUAGAGCUUACCAUCCCUACUUUGAUGAGACACCCAACAUGGGACUGGAUGUCACGACUUUGUGAGUUUUGUCACCUUUUGACAUUUCAUGCAUCUUGCUGAAUUAGUAAAAUGAUAAUUGAAAAUGUGUUUUGUGGUUCUGGGUAUAUUCUGGAAUAAAGUUUGUAUUUUUCUAAUUAAUACCUCUGUUUUUUUUUUCUCCACACAGAAAAAUGUUUUAGAGCUCUGCAUAGUAUUAAUUCUGGCUGCACUCAAGGUGGCAAUAAAUGAUCAGCAGCUCCAAGUAGUAAUUGAUAUAUGAAAGGAUAAAUCAUUAAUAUACACAAAUUUGUAGACCAAGCCCUGGAAAUAUUAACCAUUAGUGCACUUCAGUGCACUUAGCAAAAAGAUAAACUGUUUAUCUAAAAAGGCAUUGAACAGUCCUUUGGAUAUACUUUGGCCUAUUUUAAAAUAAAAGAAUAGUACAAGGAAAA